AUGGCGGAAAGCCUACUGGACCGAGCCAAACGACACCUGGGCUUCAAGCCCACAUACCCAAGCUCGCUAUUGCCGAAAAGUUACCUCUCAGAGCUCGAAAAACACAUCGCCCAAUACCCAUUCGACGAUAACUUCACAUUGGUGAAGCAAGCUAAGAAAGGAUACGGUGUCCUGACCUGUCUUGAAGAGGGAUGCAACGUGGAGAUCCCCUUGACCCCACUCACUAAUUCCAGAGACGGGGGGAAAGGCGUCGGUUUGGGAUCUUUCGUCGCUUUCCAGACACACAUCAACACGCAUCCCACCCACAAACGGAACUGCCUUCGCCGUGUGGCGAAAGAAACCGGUCAGAAGACCCAUUCUGGCGCCAAUGCUCAUGUGGUCCCAGCACGUGGAUCAGGCAUGGCGACGGGGAUAAAGCCGGAAGGACAAACCCAGAUCGAUUCUCGGAGAGUCUCUGAGCGCCCUGUGCCCACAGGCCCCAUCGCCACUCCCCUUGCCCGGAAACGACAUUCCGAUACUGCCUUCGAUAUCGACUCUACCCUCGAAGGCGAUUCUUCAGUAAUUCAAGUCACCAAGAAACUUAAGCAAGAGGCCUCCGUCGCCAUGAUUCCAAAGUCCCCCCUUGCUGUGAAGACUAACCUUGCCGUCGAAACCAAGCCAAUGCUCGAUGCGGAUGAGAUUCGUGAACAGCUUGAAGACGUGAUUAAGCGGCACUCAGACCUCGAAGUCAUCUACGACCGAGCUGUGAGGAAGAAGCGCAAAACCAAGGCCGACCAAACUCGAUUGAACAGGCUGAAGCUUGACCUGGACGCUCUCCGUCGCCAGAAGGAUAACCUCAAGUCUUUCCAUCCUGGGGCCUCUACUUCGAAAAGGCCUCUGGACAAAGGGGAUUCCUCCAGGUCGAUUCUUGCAGGGCCUUCUUCUGGCAACGUUCCCCCAACGUUUCCAACGUCAAUGGGCGCCUCUCAUAAUGCUGUUCAAGCCUUUCCGGCUCCGGUUGCGGGGCCUUCUGCUGGAAACAUCCCCAUGCCACUUCCAAUGUCGAUGAACGCGCCUCAUGUCGCUAACGCGUAUCCCCCCUCGGCUCCUGCACCGUUUGCUUAUCUUCCCCCGCCCAUCGCACCGUUUGCUCACAAUGCCGGCCAUCAUAGGCCAAUCCCUCCUCCCCCGGCUGCGCCGUCUUCCGCGGGCCUCAAUCCCUUUAUCUACUACAGUCAAGGGCAGUCUAUCCCUCAACCCCAGCAACAGUCUCUGCAACAGCAACCGCACCAGACAGCCGCCAGUGUCCGUCAACAGCAUGCGCCUACGAUACCUCAAUUUGGAAGUGGUGUUGCUGGCCCAUCACAAAGGCAAACCCUCUCAACGCCGACUCCAGCGCCAGGCCCUUCACGCAUUCUUAAUGCCAAUCCCAUGGCGCGCCUUCUUGGUCUUCCGGCUCCACGGCAAGCACCGCCGUCGACUGUUCCUUCGCAGAGCAAGACUCUGAAACCGUCGCCAGCAGGGCUGAACCCGACUGUAAAGCGAGAGAUCAAGACAGAGCAGAACGAGGUGUCUUCUGUUGCUUCCAGCUCGAAGGUCACCUUAUCCCCAACCCAUCGGCUACCCCAAGCGUUCCCCUUCGAUCCCAAGAAGUUCGCUGAUUCCGAUGAUGAUGAGGAAGACUUCGACAUGGAAUACGACCCGGACAUGGUGGCUCAGAACGUUGCCAACGCUGCGAUGGAGAGGAUCGGCAUUCAUGUCGCCCCUACCCGCGACGCUCGAGACGAAGAUGGACUCUUCUAUGGUCGUGGAAGAGACCUGUAUGAAGGCCCUCGUGCCAAUCCCAACGAUAUCAAUAAAUUCCUACUUCUCGCUGGAAACGCGGAGCAAUUUGACGGCAACGCCAGUGUCGACGACGCUUUGAAGGAGCUCGGACUCAAGAAUCUCGACGAUUUGCUCCCGGGUAUGGCUGUCGCUUUGAUGCCCCAUCAAGCAAUUGGCGUUGCAUGGAUGCUGAAGAAGGAGAAGAGUCCUCUGAAAGGCGGGUGUAUGGCUGACGAUAUGGGACUGGGCAAGGCAAGUGAUUUGCUCACUCUCGGAAACAUGGCUCUAAUCGAUUCUUCAUUUCUAGACUGUGCAAAUGAUCACUUUGAUGAUGAUGAAUCGCUCUACUAA
Coprinopsis cinerea okayama7#130 is the source of this 2154-nucleotide messenger RNA. RefSeq lists its product as hypothetical. Gene Ontology annotation, molecular function: ATP-dependent chromatin remodeler activity; ATP binding. The transcript is spliced from 10 exons. Lineage: Eukaryota; Fungi; Basidiomycota; Agaricomycetes; Agaricales; Psathyrellaceae. Bases 1 to 2154 code for a protein of 717 amino acids. The record is from RefSeq and is a predicted model, not a curated record.